Messenger RNA from Rotaria sp. Silwood1, 1149 nucleotides. The record is from the annotation of a GenBank genome assembly. NCBI's taxonomy places the organism in Eukaryota, Metazoa, Rotifera, Eurotatoria, Philodinida, Philodinidae.
AUGUUGCGUAUUGAAAUUAGCCAAUUCUAUUUUUCAUUAUGUCGAUAUUCGUCCACAAUCACUGAUAAUCGUAUAGUUUUUGAUAAUACAUCACAUUUUAUUCAUCACUAUCCUGAAUUUAUCUGUCCACAAAAUUUUCGAAAUUUGGCUGAUUGGGUUUAUAGUUGGCCUAAAAAUACAUUCAAUGAACAUAUUGAAAGUAACGCUAAUGAUAGUUAUGUGAUUGCACCUAAUCUUCCACAUGGUAGUAUAAUCUAUAUUCAACCCAACGGUAUUUCCACCUUUUUUCAGAGAAUUUAUCCGUAUUUACAGAAUAAAUUUGUAUUGAUUACCGGUCAAAGUGAUUAUUCAGUACCAGGUCAAAAUCUUUAUUAUCUUGAAAGAUUCGAUUCAAAAAUUAUUCACUGGUUCGGUCAAAAUGGAGAUAUCCAUUCAUGGAGAAGUGAACGUUUUACUCAUAUACCUAUUGGUAUCAAUUGUUUUGAAAUGGCAGAAAGUAUUCGAGGUAUUCAUCAACAAUAUCGUAAUUAUACUCUUCCAUCAGUAUUCAAUAAAAGUAUGGAUGAACCACUUUAUUAUGUACAACCAUUCGAUAUUACACAAAGUGUAUUGAAUAGUCAUAAUCAAUCGGAUAAAUUACUUCUUCUCAAUUUUCAUCCUGAUACAGAUCCAGAUGGCUUACGUCGAAAAUUAUGGAAAAAUAUUUGUGGAAAUAAAAAUAAAUAUUCAUUUGCUACGUGUUUUGAUAAGUCUUCAGGGGUAGAUCGUUCAAUUUUACAAACUAUUUAUAAAAGAAAUCGUCAGUAUCCAUUAUGGUUAUCACCUCGUGGUAAUGGAAUUGAUUGUCAUCGAACAUGGGAAGCUCUCUAUCUUGAUGCUAUUCCAAUUGUUUGGCAUUCAACAAUUGAUUCCUUAUAUACAGAUUUACCUGUUAUAAUUAUUCAUGAUUGGAAUGAAAUUAAUGAACAAUUUCUUCGAAAUAAAUUAUAUGAAAUAGCUUUAAAAAAACUUCAACAACCACCUGUAUAUCAUUAUGAAAAAUUAAGACAUGCUUUUUGGCGUGAUAUGAUCUUAAAAAAAUCGAGACAUUCUUCUACAAAUACUCAUAUACACAAAAAUCGAUGUUGGCAAGCUAAAACUAUUCAAUAG